Molecule: messenger RNA, 396 nt
Organism: Anopheles marshallii
Lineage: Eukaryota; Metazoa; Arthropoda; Insecta; Diptera; Culicidae
Gene: Lsm10
Product: U7 snRNA-associated Sm-like protein LSm10
Exons: 3
Coding region: 1-396 (131 amino acids)
Biological process (GO): mRNA 3'-end processing by stem-loop binding and cleavage
Cellular component (GO): cytoplasmic U snRNP body; nuclear body
Molecular function (GO): U7 snRNA binding; histone pre-mRNA DCP binding
Source: RefSeq, a predicted model, not a curated record
AUGGAUUACAAAGGAAAAGAGAAAUAUAAUGCCGUCAACUAUGUGACCGGGUUCGCUCAGUGCCUGAUCGAUAGGAACACAUUGAUCGAUCUGCAGAACGAAACAUCGGUAGCGGGAACAAUAGUUGACGUUGAUGGGUUUAUGAAUGUAACCAUGGAAAACGCUGUUUAUAUCGAUCAACUUGGUCGGCAGUAUCUGUUGGACAACUUUGUGGUCUACUCGAAGUACAUACGCUACAUACAUAUUCCGAAAGAUAUGAACAUAGUAGCAUCGUUUGAGCAUUAUCUAAACUCGACGACGGUUAAGAAAAAACCGGUGGAUCGGAAACUCACCUUCCGGCAGAAACGUGCCAUGCAAAGCAAUCUUGAAACGAUGGUUGAGAACAAUAUGGUGUGA